UCCAAUCGUUUUGGGUUCUUAGUCAUAUUUUGUUUAAUCCAUUUCAAACGCAAUAGAUGGUUUCAAAUCCAUUCUGAUUUGAAAUCCUUACAAGUCCAUCGGUUCCAAACAGAGGGUUUUGUCGCAGAAAUUUGUUUCGCCUUUUGAAUUCCCUUCAUUUGUGUUCUGUUGGUGUGAACUUUGUAUUGCCGGAUAACUGUUCGACACUAUGCCUCAUAAAGGUUGAACCUGUGUGUGUUCUUCCACCAUAAAGUUAAGCCUUAUCUAGUGUACUCAUGCUUAUUUAGUAGUUUAGUCCGUUUAUUAAACCUCUUGAGUCCUGAAAUAUUUUCAUGUAGCUGGGAGGUAUAAUAUUUCGCCUCUUUUUUUUUUUUCUUCUUUUAGGUGCUCAUAGGAGCUGAAUUCAGGUUCUUUAGAUACAGAAGAGCAAAGGGGGGUUGAGUUGGCCAGUAGAAGGAAAAGAUGUUGAAACACUUUCUUGGAAAUAUGGGGAAACACGUGGUUUGUGCAUGUGAAGUGAACAGGUUCAGGCCUUAUUUGCUCGUGCCAACAAGUGACUUUCAUAAAGGGGAGGUUCAUUGUGCACCCAGAAGUUUCUUUGGUGUAGAGGACUUCUUAGAUGAUGAUAAUAGUCGGCCCUAUACAUACCAGAAAGCGAAAAAGUCCAAGAAUCCGAAAAAGCACAUCUCAUUUAAGCAACGGACCUUAGCUUACAUGGAACCAUUUACACUUGACGUGUUCAUCUCAAAGCGGUUCGUUUCAGCAUCACUUACACACAGGGUGACUUGCAAACAAGUUGCUGUUGCAGGUACCAACUCAAAAGAUAUCAAAGCUGUUCUUCAGUCUCGUUCAGAUAUACCUGCUUGUUUGGCCGUUGGCCGUAUUUUAGCUGAGAGGGCUAGAGAAGCUGAUGUUUAUACCGCUAGUUAUACUCCUAGAGAGAGGGACAAAUUUGAAGGCAAAAUAAGAGCUGUGGUUCAAUCUCUUAUUGAUAAUGGGAUUGAUGUUAAAAUUUAUCUUGAAUGAAAAACAUCUUAUAUAGUUUAUGAAGUAACACUUCAUGAUCGUUGAUAAA
Molecule: messenger RNA, 1075 nt
Organism: Cucumis melo (muskmelon)
Lineage: Eukaryota; Viridiplantae; Streptophyta; Magnoliopsida; Cucurbitales; Cucurbitaceae
Exons: 3
Coding region: 463-1026 (187 amino acids)
Biological process (GO): translation
Cellular component (GO): ribosome
Molecular function (GO): structural constituent of ribosome; 5S rRNA binding
Source: RefSeq, a predicted model, not a curated record